AUGAGAUUUCCUGUUAAAACUAAAUUACCUCCUUUAUUUAAUACCGUUCAUAUUAUUAGAGACAAUUUCAAAAGACAACAAUUUAAAGAAUAUGAAUUAUUGACAAAAGCUCUGAAAUAUAUGGCAAGGAAUACGAUGUUACCAUCAAAGACAAGACUACAAGCACAGUUGAAGUUGAAUGCAUUACCCAACUACACCCAUUUCACUCAAGUUAAGAAUCGUUGUAUUGCAUCUGGUUCAUCUCGUCAUGUUAUCUCUGACUUUAGAUUAUGUAGACAACAAUUUAGAAGUAAAGCUUUAAACGGUGAAUUGCCAGGGGUAAAGAAAGGUGUUUGGUGA
Molecule: messenger RNA, 339 nt
Organism: Arxiozyma heterogenica
Lineage: Eukaryota; Fungi; Ascomycota; Saccharomycetes; Saccharomycetales; Saccharomycetaceae
Gene: MRP2
Product: mitochondrial 37S ribosomal protein uS14m MRP2
Exons: 1
Coding region: 1-339 (112 amino acids)
Biological process (GO): translation
Cellular component (GO): ribosome; mitochondrial small ribosomal subunit
Molecular function (GO): structural constituent of ribosome
Source: RefSeq, a predicted model, not a curated record